CCGUGGCCGCCACCUGUCACACACAUCUAGUGCACUGCUGUACAACUGCGUGCAGGCCUGCUAACAGUUCUCGACUAGCAGUUAUCGCCAACAGGUGUUUCAUUAUUUUCUCCGUCGCCGGACGUCUUGAUCGCGUCAACCAGUCUCACCGCAGCUCGUGCCCACCGCGACACAAUCGACACGGGACGUUUGGAAGUAUUUUUUCUCAAGGUAAUUGUCCACAACCAGCGCCGAAAAUCCUGUCAGUAACCGAACUACCCCGUGACACACGAUCGGCGCACGCCACCACUCACAUCGAUCAGCGUCUUUCGCAUUUAGACAUGUUGUCCCACGACGCCAACAACGAACAGGAGCCGCAGCAAGUGGCCGAGCCCACCGUCCGGCUGUGCGUGUUGCGCACUUGGCCUGAACACUUUGACGGGUACGGGUUCAACCUGCACGCCGAAAAGUCCAAAACGUCCGCGUCGUCGCCCAACGGUGGUCUGCCGUUCUCCGGCGGACAGUUCGUUGGCAAGGUGGACCGRGGCAGCCCGGCCGAGAGCGCUGGUCUCCGCGAGGGCGACAGGAUCGUGCAGGUGGACGGGGUGGACAUCGACGGCGAGACGCACUCCAAGGUGGUCGCCCGCAUCAAGAAGGGCUCGGCAGCGGAAGAUGACUCGGUCAGCCGCUGUUCGCUGCUGGUGGUCGACCGCCGGGCCGACACGUACUACAGGGAGAAGGGCAUCAGAGUGCACGCCGACAUGGGGCUGCAGGUAUUGGUGUUGCGCACGCCAGAGGAGCCGACGCCCGAAUGCCUUGCGGUGCAGCCGCAGAACGCCCCGAGUCCGAAAAACGCCGCGGUGGCCGACGACGUAGGAGCAAAGCAACAGCCGAACGACAGCGAUGAGACUACAAAGCCCGCCAACUCUACGACUUCCACCACUACGACACUAAAUCUGAACAUGACGGCUGCCGAACUGCGGCGAAGGUUGGCUGAACGCAAGAAGCAAGACUCUCGACGCUCCGGCGCUGCUGGAGACGGGUCGUUAGAUUUCCGUAAAAAGUACGAGAUUGUCGACAAGUUGUGAAAACGAAAAUAUUGUGCUGGAUCUUUAUACACACACUCAUACAUACACAUACGAAUUAUUAAAUACACGCGCCCUAAAUUAGUGGAUAGGAUAAUACCUACAUAAUAAUAAUAAUAUAUUAUCAUUAUAUUGUGUUAAAUAAGUUUAUUAAUUAAGUAUUUUAAAAAAAAAAAUUGUAUACAUUAGUGUUUAGUUUUUAUCGUCAUAUCCGUCCGAAUGUCUAUACGGUUAUACAGGGUACUUAUAUACGUCAUAACCAUAACCUAUAGCCGUGCUAACGAUUUUAUCGCCUCAAUGCAGUUGUAUAUAUUUUUUUCUCAGCUAUAAUUAUUUUGGUGCAGCCCUUCGUUGUGGUCCUCAAUUUCAAUUAAACAUCAAACGUAUAUCGUAUUUUUAUAUCAUAUCUUAUGUGUGCGUAUGAGCGUGACUAUUGUUUUCUAAUGUCAAUUUGUUAAAUAAAAAUAAAACGUAUGAUAAACAGUAUACACACACAACCAUGUGUCAUAAACAUAUAAUAUACUAAAUACUUUAUACACUUAACUUAUUAGUGGUUAAUAUAAUAUUAUAGUAAGUAAAAAGUUCUCGAUGAAGGYGUUACAAUAAUAAGAUAGUCGUGUGCAGGCCUAUAAAAGAUAAUAAUCUAAAUGAUUUAAUAACGUAGAUAUUGGGUACCUUCGUAUAUAAUAAACUAGUAUUAAACACAUUAUUAUUGUCGUUAAUAAUUAUA
Diuraphis noxia (Russian wheat aphid) is the source of this 1794-nucleotide messenger RNA. Its product is annotated as Na(+)/H(+) exchange regulatory cofactor NHE-RF1. Gene Ontology annotation, biological process: protein localization to plasma membrane. Gene Ontology annotation, cellular component: apical plasma membrane. Lineage: Eukaryota; Metazoa; Arthropoda; Insecta; Hemiptera; Aphididae. The record is from RefSeq and is a predicted model, not a curated record. Gene Ontology annotation, molecular function: protein-membrane adaptor activity; protein binding.